AUGUCGGAUAAAAAAAUCGCCAAAAGAGCUGGACAACUUACUAGCGAUGAAACAGCAAAACAAAUUGCACAAGCUCUUUAUGAUUUAGAGUCUACAGUUGUAGAUUUAAAAAAAGAUUUAAAACCUUUACAAAUCACUGAUGCCAAAGAGUAUGAAUUAGGCGAAGGCAAAAAGGCUAUUGUAGUUUUUGUUCCAGUUCCGCUUUUAAAACAAUUUCAUAAAAUUCAACAAAGGCUCACACGUGAAUUGGAAAAAAAAUUUUCAGAUAGACAUAUUGUAUUUAUUGCGGAUAGAAGGAUUCUACCUAAACCAGGUCAUAAAUCUCGCGUUAAGCAAUUACGCCCUCGAUCACGUACUCUUACCUCAGUACAUGAAAAAUAUUUGGAAGACUUGGUAUAUCCUACAGAAAUUGUAGGGAAGAGAACACGCAUUAAUAAAGAUGGCAGCAAAAUCAUUAAAGUAUUCUUAGAUAGCAAAGAUGCGGCAUCAUUGGAGUAUAAAAUUGACACUUUUAAAGCUGUCUACAAAAAUCUUACUAGCAAAGAUGUCGAAUUCCAGUUUCCUGCUCAUCCACUUGAAUAA
Entrophospora sp. SA101 is the source of this 582-nucleotide messenger RNA. The record is from the annotation of a GenBank genome assembly. Lineage: Eukaryota; Fungi; Glomeromycota; Glomeromycetes; Entrophosporales; Entrophosporaceae.